Messenger RNA from Cyclocybe aegerita, 675 nucleotides. The record is from the annotation of a GenBank genome assembly. Lineage: Eukaryota; Fungi; Basidiomycota; Agaricomycetes; Agaricales; Hemipholiotaceae.
AUGAUUCCGACUGCGGUCCCAGUGGGUGGUAGAUGCGAUACAAAGGACUCUUUGACUAGAGCACCCCCUUUGUUCUUGAAGCUUGAACGACGUGACCCUGACCCAGAAUUUCUGGAAAGUUCAUCAACGGGAAAGCAGCGACGUGCAGAUGAACAGGAGGACGUUGCUACCAAGCUGGCACAAUCACGGCAGAGGAUGGACGUCGUGCAAGUUACAGCUGCCAAGUCUCCCUGCGGCGAACUCGGUGCCAUCUUACAUGUGGAAGGACGUGAGGCACAAAGCGAUGGGUUUCCCAACCAUCUCUACUACACCAAUGAUGAACUGCCUGAUCCCUUUGGCGGCAUUGGUUUUUGCAGUGGCAAGGGCCAUAGUCAUUUUUCUGGGCAAGGAUAUAGAGACAGUGGUUGGCAAGAUAUUGGUCUCAAAGCAUUGUAUGAGGGGUGUGCAGGAGUUGGAGGGUUGUACGACUGCCCUAUUUGCCUCAUGGAUGCGGGGCACUAUAUCUUCAAACCUGAGAGCCCGCCUCCAGCUUCUUCAUCAUCCACCUUGUCGACGACCUCCCCAGACACUUCAGUGUCCUCCUCCAGCCCUCAACCGUGUGUCUUCCACCUUGUCCAAUGCAUGUGGGAUGGUGGCGUUUGUGGUGACAGUAUCUUAUUUCAAAACUACAUGUAG